GUGGCGAUGAGUGAAGAGAUCCUCAUUGUCGGUGGACCUAUCGUCGCCCCGCGUCGGUGGUGUUCCUGAGGAAGCGUGCAGGCCGUUCUUCGGGAGUGGUUCCUGGGGCAACCUGCGAAUAUUUGAACAUGGCCAUGCUUCGGUCGGUGUUGACGUGGUCGCUCGAGGCCGGUAGCGGGGAUGAAGAUCCCGGCGACACCUUGAAGGCACGAAAUUUCAUGAGUUGGGUUCGCUCUGUUUCGGGGUUGGACGCACAUCGAGGAGAAGGUUCGGCGCAGAUUGUCCAGCGGGUGAAAGACGGAUUCGAUAGGGUCCUUCCCGCAGCAGUUGUAGCACUUCAUCAAUCCGCUUGUCCCGCCCGGUAUUGGGGGAGAACGCCAGGCGUUUGCAGUUCCGAGUUACUGACGCAGCUAUCAGGUGUUCGUACGAUAUGUCUGCCUCGGGACGCACGACCGCCGAAGCGUCUGCCGCAAGUCACCCCCAUAACGAUCCCCGUCCUGCCCAGGCACAAUCACCGGGGCGUAGACAUAGUUGGCAAACAUGUUCUUCUUGAGCGUCGGCGGGUCGGAGUCGCCACGGCAAUGGGCAGGGCCUUCCUGGCUGCUCCCAUGCCUAGUACGCAAUACUCUCCGCCGACUUCUGUAGCCGGUGGGGCAGCUGCUGAUGCUAUGGGGCAGCUUCGUUGGGAGCUGGCGUCGGCUGGAGAAACGGAUGGGCCCUUGCACGAAUCUAAAUGCUUCACGUCAGGCUGGCCAUCUUGUCAAAGCGUCGCGGACUUACUGUGCCAAAGCUGUGAUCCCACCGGCGGGAGCUACGUCAUGUAACUUAUAUCGGUGCGUCCAAUGCCCACUGUAUCCUCUGCACUGACUUUGCCCUAGGUCCCGCACGCUGUCGCAUGGGCCAGACCCUGUAGGUAGCCCGCCAGGCAUCCGCGCUUCUCCAUAUACGCCACCCCCCUUGUCUGCGGUUUCUCAGCGUCUUCUUGCAAGCCUGGUGUAUGGUGUCCCAGGAGGCUGUAC
Molecule: messenger RNA, 1019 nt
Organism: Rhodofomes roseus
Lineage: Eukaryota; Fungi; Basidiomycota; Agaricomycetes; Polyporales; Fomitopsidaceae
Exons: 2
Coding region: 129-824 (231 amino acids)
Source: RefSeq, a predicted model, not a curated record